Messenger RNA from Ictalurus punctatus (channel catfish), 894 nucleotides. RefSeq lists its product as uncharacterized. The record is from RefSeq and is a predicted model, not a curated record. The coding region runs from base 234 to 722 and encodes 162 amino acids. The transcript has 5 exons. NCBI's taxonomy places the organism in Eukaryota, Metazoa, Chordata, Actinopteri, Siluriformes, Ictaluridae.
ACACACAGACAGACAGACAGGCAGGCAGACAGACAGAGAGAGACUUGUACACACUUGUAGGACGUCCUCUAUUGUCCUUUGUCACUAUGUAAGUCUGUAGUCAACAACAUUAACCUCUCACUCUAGCACCAUGCGAGUUCGUCUUACGACCGAACAUCUGAACAGGAGACAAGAACUCCAGCUAUGAGAUCAACUCGAAGAAGUGAUGUUUCUCUCAUCAAACUCCAUUAGACAUGUUUGCGACUGUGAUACUCGGAGAGAAAAGAACUGAGCUACUCAACCUCAAUUGCCGGAUUGUAAAUUUCAUCCACUGUUUAAAAGAGAAGUGCAAGCUGGAUCCACAAGCGCAAGUGGACUUGCUGGACCGAACUGGAGAGAUCAUGCACUUGAUGGAGAUGGAGCACAGCCUGGAUCUCGUCAGCACUUUACUGAAAGGCCGACAAAGCUACAUCGUAUUGAGCGUGUCACGCUCUGAGGGCAGCGAGGAGCUUCAGUAUUCUGCAGUGCAUGAUGGGGAUUUAAGGAAAAGUCAUCCAGAAGUAGAAGUGAUGUUGAGGAAGCUGUCAAAUCUUUCCAAAAAGCGAGACAAAAGGUCUGCUCUGAAGAAAGGAUCUGUCAGUCACAUCAAGACUAAAGUUACUUCCACCUCCACUAAGGGCACUACUUCGGCACCCGGGACCUGGAAAAAAGAAACACUUGAACCAGAGAUAUUACAGCUUUAAACAGUCACACUCGCUGGCUGUGGCCUGGGGUCUGCUGUCUAUUUCAUGCUGUUUACUGCUGUCUGCUACAUGACAAAAAAGAUCCCACAACAGCGGCCUAGAAGGAACAUGUAACUUUUUUCCUUUGAGGGUCUCUGUUUUUGUUUUCAAUAUAUAUAUAUAUAUAUAUAUA